AUCAUCUGAAAAUCUUAUUUCGGCAGCAAGGUUCCAGACAAGCUUAAUUAUGCUCAUUUUAAUUUAUAUAAUUUAAUCUUAUUUUGGUAGGAAAAAUACUUGUUCACUUUUUUAGUUAGUUGUAGCUUGCAAAGCAAGACUUACUGUUCCAAUUAUGGGGGAAAAAGUCUUUGUGGGAGCCAGACAACAUUUGCUGGACUGAGACUCAUCAUCUCAAAAGCCUCACAGAGGAUACCAAUGUCAUCCAGACCUGUCAGUGCAAGAGAGUAUGAAAGUAGUGAUCAAUUUCCCGGUCAUUCAGCUUCUCCACCAGUCCCAAAUUCUAGUGAAACUGAAGGCUUGAUAUUUUAUCACAUGGAUCUUUAUGGAUCAAAUGAGAGGUUUGAUAUCUUUCCUGAAGAGCCGUCUGGUCAAGGAAGCAGAUUUCUGGGAAAUACCAGAAGGGAAUCUGCACUGAGUAGUGAAAAAUGUCAGAACUCACAUGAAGCUGGAUAUGACAUGGAAAAGGAGGUUGCAGAGCUGGCCAAGAUGUAUGGGCUUGAUGAGGACAGAGAAAAAGAACUUGAGCUUCUUGGAGGACAUCUGGAGACAGUGGGCAGUAAAUGGCUACCUGCUCACACACAAAAAUCAGGACUGCAAGACUCUGUAUAUAAUAGAUCAAAAAGCAGCUCACCAGUGAAAGAUCAAAGUAAAAGCACAAAGCACCAGGAACUUCCUGAUGAAGUUUCUCAAGAUGAAGAUCAGCACAAAGCCAGAACAGAGAAUGAAGCUGAUAGCCACACAUGGUUCAGAGAGGGGCUUAGCAGCAGUGGCGUGUCGGAUGAGCGGAGCAGCCAGGCUGUCAGUGAGGAGGAAGAAAUGGCAGAUGUUUUUUGCUGUACUUGCAAGAUACCAAUCCGAGCUUUUGACAAACUGUUUGGUGAGCACAAGGAUCAUGAAGUGGCUCAGUUAUCUAGUGCUGUGGAAAGUGAAAAGGAGGAGAUUCACAAAAACAUGUGCAAAUUGGAAGAGCAGAUUGCUCAGGUGGAAAACUUUGCCAGUCACUUGGAAGAGAUCUUCAUUACUGUAGAGGAGAAUUUUGGGAGGCAGGAGCAGAACUUCGAGGUUCAUUACAACGAUGCAGUGCAAGUGCUUGCUCAGAAAUAUGAAGAACAGUUGGAAGCACUGGGGGAAGAGAAGAAGCAGAAGUUGGAAGCACUGUAUGAGCAGCUGGUCAGUUGUGGGGAACAUCUUGACACUUGCAAGGAGCUGAUGGACACAACCCACAAGCUUUACCAGGAAAAUGACAAAGUCACUUUUAUGAAGGAAGCAGUAACCAUGGUUGACAGAUUGGAAAAAUUCUUAAAGAAAGAAGUGAACUUAAAGCUUUCAACACAUCCAGACUUCGAAGAGCGUGCCAUAGAUUUCUCAGAAGUUGAACAGCUAAUGAACUCCAUUAAUACUAUUCCAGCUCCUUGUGCCCCCGUGAUCAAUCCCCAGGCUCCCAAUGCAGCAACUGGCACCUCCCUGAGAGUUUGCUGGGGCCUAUUCUCAGAUGACACUGUGGAGUGCUACCAGCUGUGCUAUAAACCAGUGAGCAAUGAGAGACACAGUGAUGAACAAGCAGAGCAUAUGCUAAAAGUCAAAGAAACAUACUGCACCAUUUCUAAUCUGUUGCCGAAUACACAGUAUGAGUUUUGGGUCAGUGCUUCAAAUGCUUCAGGCAUCAGCCCACCAAGUGAAAGAGCUGUUUAUGUAACAGCUCCUUCACCACCUAUCAUUAAGAGUAAAAAGAUACGAAGCUGUGAAAAUGCAGCACUCGUGUGCUGGGAAUCUAGAGACGUUAAUCCUGUUGAUUCCUACACGGUCGAAUUGUCCAAGCUGACAGAUGAAGAAAAUGGUGAUAUUAUUACUGAAUCUAUUGUUGGGAUUCCUAAUUGUGAAGCCCUGAUUCACCUGCAGCCAGCACAAAGCUAUCACAUUUGUGUUAAAGCCCUAAACCUGGGUGGUUCCAGUGAGAGAAGUGAACCUGUCCUGAUACACACCACAGGCACCUACUUCUGUCUUAAUGAGGACACAGCCCAUCCUUUAUUGGCAAUUCUAGAUGAUGGAUUUACAAUUGCAUGUGAUGAACUGGAAAACCCAGAGUGUGAUCUGCCCGUCUAUGAUAACAGCUUUACAAGGUGUAUCGGGAUCCUGGGCAGUCUGAUCCCUUUUCCGGGAAAGCAUUACUGGGAGGUGGAAGCUGAGGAAGAUACAGAGUACAGAAUUGGCGUGGCUUUUGAAAACACUCCAAGACAUGGUUACCUGGGGGCAAACAACUCAUCCUGGUGCAUGAGGCACAUCAUCACACCAUCAAGGCACAAGUACGAAUUCCUGCACAGUGGGAUGACACCAGACAUCAGAAUUACUGUUCCCCCCACAAAGAUUGGUAUCCUGCUGGACUAUGAAAGCUACAGACUGUCAUUUUACAAUGCUGAUAUUGCCCAGCACCUUUACACGUUCAACUCACACUUUCAGCAUUAUGUCCAUCCCUGCUUUGCUUUGGAAACGCCUGGUACCCUAAAGGUACAUACUGGUAUUACAGUACCCCCAUGGACUGCCCUCCUAUAAGCCUGUGUUCCUCAACAGUCCUACGCACAUAUAACGAACACUGACAAAUUCUCUUUCAGCACUGUCCCAUCACCUCCCUAAAAUCCAGCUCUCUCCCAGGACAGCAAAGCAUCCCUGACCCAAACAAUCUGCCAGGCCUAAGCCCUUGGACAAUUUUAUCUCAUCUUAGGCAGCAUUUUAGAAGAAAACCAUUACAGUUACAGGACUCAUCAGCACCCUGGAGCUGUUUGCAGAAUUCUUUAGGGUUAGAAACAGAUCCCAUCCUUCCCACAAGUGACACCAAGCACCAGUGACAGAUGGAUUACUUGUUCCCCCAGUACCCAUUUUAUGUUUGGGGAACUCCCCUGUUCCACAGCAAUCAUUAACUCCACUCCUGUGUCCUUUGAGAAGCUAAAAAUUCAACAAAAAGCCAGAACAGCAAAAGGCACAAUCACCAUACAGAUCCUAGAGAAAGCUAAAAACACUCUAGCCAUGAAGCUGAUCUCACAAUCAAGUAUUCUUGUCGGUACACAGUCUGCACGAGAUCAUCAACUACACCUCUCCUGCGUGUGAACUGUUAGCACAUACCAUAUACAGCUGGAGGACUGAAACAGUGACACUUACUGAAACAAUCAAGCAUGUCCUAAAGUCUCAAACAUGAAAACAAACAAACAAAAAAAAUCCAAAAAUCAUCCUUACCAAAUGCCCACGCUUCUCAUUUAUCUAGGGAAAAAGCUAAAAACAAAAAUCACAUGGAUGCUUUCUGCAGUGCUUGGCUGCCCAUACAUAGAAGUCUAAGUCAUCCUUUUUUACCUUUUUUGGUGACCAUCCUCACCUCCGCUUUGGUAUGUUCUCCACUCACAAAUUCUUUCCCCACUCCUCAGCACAAAUUGCUUUUGACCUCUGAUGCUGUGCCUCUGAAGCUUCAGGCCUCCAUUGUGUGCUGACAGUAGCAGCACUGGCUCAGUGCUCAACCAGAACAUUCUUGUUUAGACCUCAUUUCCAGAUUCCAGACAAUUGGACAGAUACCACCUGUCAAGCAGGCUUGUCUAGCUCUUAACAGCCUCACUUGUGGGUGUCAAAACUACCAGAAUUUAAGCAAGAGUCGUUAACAGAUAGCUUUUCAACAGAUUUAUUGUACAUUCAUUACAAAAAUAAUUGGUUCAAAUUUUCUAUUCUAGGGGUUUGUCAGGAACAGGUUGUCUCUACAAUAGACACAGUCCUUAUAAAUAAAGCUUGGCAAAACUUA
This is a messenger RNA of Gallus gallus (chicken), 3820 nucleotides long. It is a transcript of the gene FSD2, whose product is annotated as fibronectin type III and SPRY domain containing 2. The transcript has 13 exons. The record is from RefSeq and is a predicted model, not a curated record. The coding region runs from base 238 to 2592 and encodes 784 amino acids. NCBI's taxonomy places the organism in Eukaryota, Metazoa, Chordata, Aves, Galliformes, Phasianidae. Gene Ontology annotation, molecular function: protein binding.